CUGCCAUGGCUGUCCGAGAGCCACUGAAGAAGAUGCUCGCCAAGUAUAAGUAUAGAGAUCUGACGGUGCAGGAAACCACCAGUGUUAUUACCCAAUACAAAGACCUCAAACCCGUAAUGGAUGCAUAUGUUUUUAAUGAUGGCUCAUCCAGGGACCUGAUGAGCCUCACUGGAACCAUUCCUGUGCCUUAUAGAGGUAACACAUACAAUAUCCCAAUAUGUCUGUGGCUACUGGAUACCUACCCUUUCAAUCCCCCAAUCUGUUUUGUUAAACCAACUAGUUCAAUGACCAUUAAAACUGGGAAGCAUGUUGAUGCAAAUGGAAAGAUAUAUCUUCCUUAUCUGCAUGAGUGGAAACAUCCCCAGUCAGACUUGAUAGGAUUGAUUCAAAUUAUGAUCGUGGUGUUCGGAGAGGAACCUCCAGUCUUUUCUCGGCCUACCAUUUCAACAUCCUUCCAACCAUACCAAGCAACAGGACCACCAAAUACAUCCUACAUGCCAGGCAUGCCAAGUGGAAUCUCUCCCUAUCCACCAGGACACCCUCCUAACCCAAGUGGCUACGCGGGCUACCCUUAUCCACCUGGUGGUCCAUUUCCAGCGACAACAAGUGGUCAGCACUACACUUCUCAGCCUCCUGUGACUACUGUUGGUCCCAGCAGAGAUGGUACCAUCAGCGAGGAUACCAUUCGAGCGUCUCUCAUUUCAGCAGUGAGUGAUAAACUGAGAUGGCGGAUGAAAGAGGAAAUGGAUCGUGCACAAGCUGAGCUCAAUGCCUUGAAGCGGACAGAAGAGGACCUGAAAAAAGGUCACCAAAAGCUGGAAGAGAUGGUAACUCGCUUAGACCACGAAGUGGCUGAAGUCGAUAAGAACAUUGAACUUCUGAAGAAGAAAGAUGAAGAACUUAGUUCUGCACUGGAGAAAAUGGAAAAUCAGUCCGAAAAUAAUGACAUAGAUGAAGUUAUCAUUCCAACAGCACCACUUUACAAACAGAUCCUGAACUUAUAUGCAGAGGAAAAUGCCAUUGAAGACACCAUCUUUUACUUGGGAGAAGCAUUGAGACGUGGGGUUAUUGACCUAGAUGUCUUUCUAAAGCAUGUACGUCUUCUGUCGCGCAAGCAAUUCCAGCUGAGAGCACUAAUGCAGAAGGCAAGAAAAACUGCUGGACUCAGUGAUCUGUACUGAC
Chelonia mydas (Green sea turtle) is the source of this 1182-nucleotide messenger RNA. It is a transcript of the gene TSG101, whose product is annotated as tumor susceptibility 101. Gene Ontology annotation, molecular function: ubiquitin binding. Gene Ontology annotation, biological process: protein transport; endosome to lysosome transport; protein modification process. Lineage: Eukaryota; Metazoa; Chordata; Testudines; Cheloniidae. Gene Ontology annotation, cellular component: ESCRT I complex. The record is from RefSeq and is marked provisional.